This is a messenger RNA of Arachis stenosperma, 1695 nucleotides long. RefSeq lists its product as uncharacterized. The record is from RefSeq and is a predicted model, not a curated record. The transcript has 11 exons. Lineage: Eukaryota; Viridiplantae; Streptophyta; Magnoliopsida; Fabales; Fabaceae. The coding region runs from base 1 to 1695 and encodes 564 amino acids.
AUGCCUCCACCAUUUGAUAUGAUUUCUAAGAUGCAUCCUCCUAGAGAGGCUUGGAGGCUGAAAGUUAGGGUUCUAAGGCUUUGGGUUGUACCCUCUUUUGGUAACCAUGAGGUUCCUAACUCAAUGGAGAUGAUUCUCCUUGAUGAACAUUGUGGAAAAAUUCAAGCUACAGUCAAGAAACCACUCCUUAAUAGGUUUAGGGAUCAUAUAGUUGAAGGACAAGUUUAUAGAAUGGCAUAUUUUAGUGUUGUCUCAAAUCAUGGUAGUUAUAGAGCAACUUCCCAUGAAUUCAAAUUGGUUUUCCUUCACCGAACCACUGUUGUAGCUGUUGAUGAAGAUGUUAUCCCUAAGACUUGUUUCAACAUGUUUCCUUUUUCUGAGCUGCUGAACAUGACCGAAGAUUAUGAUUUUUUAGUUGAUGUCAUUGGACUUUUAACUUCAGUUGGAGAAGAGAAAGAAUAUGCAAGAGAAGGAAAAAUUGUGAAAAUGAUUGCAUUGGAAUUAACUUCAAAAGAUCUUACAGUGCGAUGUGCAUUGUUUGGGGAUUAUGUUAAUCAAGUAAAUCAUUUCCUUGCCUCUGGAUAUGUGGAGCAGCCUGUUGUAGUUAUUCAACUUGCAAAAGUCAAGUUCUUUCGGGGUCAAGUAGGUCUUCAAAAUGUGAUGUAUGCGACACAAAUGUUAUUUAAUCCUGAUAUUCCUGAAGUUGUUGAAUUCAGGCAGAGUAUGAUUGAGCAAGGUGUCAGUGGUACCCAGCCACUGUUUAUUGCAAAUGAGGGUAAAGUUCUCUCCUUGGAAGAUGAUUUCAUGCGUCUUACUAGAAAAUGCACUAUUGAAGAGCUUCAAGAUAAGAAUCAGGAGGGUUCUUUUAUCAUUUUUGGAGCAAUCCAAGGUAUUGUUGAGGAUGGAGUUGAAGAUCAUACUGGGGAGGGUAUUUUCCUUCUGUUUGAUCGUGAGGCUUCCUAUUUGCCUAAGAAAUCAUGUGCUGAUUUGUUUACUGAAGUUCAAAGAGAUGCAAGUGUUAUAUGUGGGGAUACUUAUCCUCCCAUAUUCCAAGGGCUCAUUGGAAAGAAGUUGCUGCUCAAGGUUGAUACCAAAGGUGUCCCACAUGAUACAUUUUAUGGGACUUUCCGAGUUACGAGAAUUUGGGAUGAUUCCACGAUCAUUGCGAUGUUUGAACUUCCCAAUUAUGAUGCUGAUGAUGAGUGUUCUCCAAAAAAGGAGCAUGAUUUACACAAAUCUGUUCCUGCUGGAAAAGCUGAUGUUGGUAUUAAGAAGGAGUCUUCUGAUAGUUUUAUCAAAACUGAGAAAGAUGCUGGUGAUUAUGUUGGGAUUUUGUGUAAAUCCCCAGUUCUUAUAGAUUUUUUGGCUGAAAAACAGCCUGUUAUUUCUGUGGGGACUGAAUUUGUUGGCUUAAUUGAUGGUGAGCAUGGAAAUGAAGAGAAAACUCCCAGCAAUGAUACUCUUAGUGAUGAUCUUUCUGCUGAAAUCGAUAUAUUGCUUAGCUCAACCGAAAAAGAAACUCAGGAGCUGUUGUCCCAUGUUCUUGAAGCACCUUCCCAAAAUGGGGAGAAGCUUACCCAUGAAAAUCAUGUUGUGACCUCCAAGAGUAAGAGAAAUUUGAAUCUUCAGUUUGAAGAGGUUGCUGUUGAUGCAGAUGUGCGUGGGUUGAAGGUUGCUAAGGUUAAUGGAGUUUGA